AUGUCGGGUAUAGUCAUUCUCUUGGUUUAUGUGGAUGAUAUUAUCAUUACUGGCAUUGACUGUGGUUUGAUUACUAAGCUUCAGCAGUUGUUACAUGCAACUUUUCAUAUGAAAGAUCUUGGCCAGCUCACAUAUUUUUUAGGAUUGGAAGUUCAUCAUCAGGCUAGUGGUAUUUUCGUGAACCAGCAUAAGUAUAUUCAAGAUCUUAUCACUUUGGCUAGUUUGGAGGACACUUCUUCUGUUGAUACUCCUAUGGAGGUCAAUGUCAAAUACAGGAAAGAUGAAGGGGACUUUCUGAAUGAUUAUACUCUCUAUCGGCGCUUGGUUAGUCAGUUUAUGUCUGCUCCUCGGCAUCUCCAUCUUGCUGCUGUUCGACGCAUCAUCCGCUAUCUUCGAGGUUCACCUACUCGUGGGUUAUUCUUUCCUACCGGCUCCUCACUUCAACUUGUUGCCUAUAGUGAUGAUGAUUGGGCUGGGUGUCCAGAUACACGUCGAUCUACUACGGGUUGGUGUAUGUUUUUAGGUGAUGCCUUAAUUUCUUGGAGAUGCAAGAAACAAGAUCGUGUGUCUAAAUCCUCUACUGAGGCAGAGUAUCGUGCUAUGUCUACUACUUGUUCUGAAAUUGUAUGGCUACGCGGUCUUCUUGAGGAGCUUGGGUUUCUUCAGACUACUUCUACCCCUCUUCAUGCUAAUAACACUAGUGCUAUUCAGAUUGCCACCAAUCCCGUUUUCCAUGAACGCACCAAGCACAUUGAGGUUGAUUGUCAUUCUAUUCGAGACACCUUGGAAAGUCGGGUGAUAUCUCUUCCUCACAUCUCUUCUGAUCUCCAAGUGGCUGAUGUCUUCACCAAAGCUAUGACUCGACAACGGCAUCAAUUUCUUGUUGGCAAAUUGUUGCUAGUUGACUUACCAUCAUUAAUUUGA
This is a messenger RNA of Carya illinoinensis, 924 nucleotides long. RefSeq lists its product as uncharacterized. The coding region runs from base 1 to 924 and encodes 307 amino acids. The record is from RefSeq and is a predicted model, not a curated record. The transcript has 2 exons. Lineage: Eukaryota; Viridiplantae; Streptophyta; Magnoliopsida; Fagales; Juglandaceae.